UCUUCCGACACAGAUCAUGCAGACGGCGAUUUCCACGUGCCAUCCUGCGAUGCUGUGCUCGACAACUCCAAAACCCUUGCGUACACGGGCGGUGCUUCAGAUUCUUCGGGUGAGAGCAGCUCUGAUGAACAGUCACGCGCGGUGUCAUUCCGAGACCAGGAUGCUUGGUCCAGUUUCAAGUAUGAAAUUGUCCGUCUCGCACAUACAUUGCGAUUGAAAGGUUGGCGUCGAGUGCCGAUGGAGAUGAGCGACGAAAUCAACGUGCAGCGUCUCAGUGGUGCUUUGACCAAUGCUGUGUAUGUUGUCUCGCCGCCAGAAAAUCUGCCCGCUGGCAAAGAGGAUGCCUCGGGAAACUUUGUGCAUGUCAAACCGACGCCAAAGCUCUUACUACGUAUCUACGGACCGCAAGUCGAGCAUCUCAUCGACCGAGAGGCCGAGCUUGCGAUCCUGCGCCGACUGGCACGCAAGCAUAUCGGACCACGCAUGCUUGGCACUUUCGCCAACGGACGUUUUGAGGAAUUUUUCCAUGCUCAGCCUUUGACGCCAGAGGAUCUGCGCAACUCAGAGACCAGCAGACAGAUUGCAAAGCGAAUGCGAGAGUUGCACGAUGGUAUGGAUCUGUUAGAUUCGGAGCGUGAUGAAGGCCCGUUCGUCUGGCGUAAUUGGGACAAAUGGCUUGCGAGAGUAGAGCAGAUUGUGACAUGGAUGGACAGGGAGUUCGAGCAAUUGGAGCCUGGCGUGAAGCCGACCGGUUCUAAGUCGUGGCUGCGACGUGGGUACAUCUUGGGUGUGCCAUGGGCACAAUUCCGUGCCGUGGUCGAAAAGUAUCGUACCUGGCUCAACGAGCAAUAUCGUACUUCGCGGAAGCUGCGUGAGCAACUCGUCUUCGCUCACAACGACACACAAUAUGGCAACAUCCUCCGCUUGACACCCACCAGCCAAUCGCCACUGCUCUUGCCUGCCAAUACCCACAAGCAGCUUGUUGUGAUUGAUUUCGAAUAUUCGAGUGCGAACACGCGUGGACUGGAGUUUGCCAACCACUUCACCGAGUGGUGCUACAACUACCACGACAAGCGCAAGCCGUAUGCCUGCAACGCGAAUAAGUAUCCGAGCCCAGAGGACCAAGAACGGUUCCUCCGCUCGUAUGUGCGCCAUCGGCCACAGUACAAUUAUGAUACGCCCAAGAUGGCACCGAUGGAUGCCUCCAAUGACGCGCAUCGCAAGCCGUCGUCGAAUCGGCUGUCUGAGUUCAUGCUUGACGCUAGGAUGCCACGCAGCAACUCGGGCAAUGUGGUGACACGCGACAUCGACGCAGCAGCCAAGGCGGACGAAGAUGCACAAGUCGCCCGGCUCGUCGACGAGACCCGAAUGUGGCGUCUUGCCAACACAGCGCAAUGGAUCGCCUGGGCGGUCGUGCAGGCUAAAAUUCCAGGUCUUCCGGAGUUCGCGUCUGAUGAGAAAGAAGAAGCGCAAGAAGAGGAGUUUGACUAUCUCGGUUAUGCACAGCACCGAUGCAUGUUCUUCUGGGGAGACGCGCUGCAGAUGGGGCUUGUGAAGGCUGAGGAGCUUCCAGAGGACAUGCACUCCAAAAUCAAGCACGUC
Messenger RNA from Dissoconium aciculare CBS 342.82, 1602 nucleotides. Its product is annotated as kinase-like protein. The annotation marks the transcript as partial. The transcript is spliced from 2 exons. Gene Ontology annotation, cellular component: cytoplasm. The record is from RefSeq and is a predicted model, not a curated record. Gene Ontology annotation, molecular function: choline kinase activity; ethanolamine kinase activity. NCBI's taxonomy places the organism in Eukaryota, Fungi, Ascomycota, Dothideomycetes, Mycosphaerellales, Dissoconiaceae. Gene Ontology annotation, biological process: phosphatidylcholine biosynthetic process; phosphatidylethanolamine biosynthetic process.